UGCCGUGAAGUAUUUGGCCGGUUUUUAAACGAAACUCGUGAUUGGAAUAUGGAUAGUCAACGUUAUACUAGUCGAUUCUAUUUAACCCAUCAAUUUGUAGAGCAAGCAUUUGAUGCUUUAGCAGCAAAACGUUAUAAACUCGUUUCAAGUAAUUGUUCCGGUCCAAGUCUUUCUCACGCCAAAAAUGUAGUAGAGGAUGAACCAAGUUUUGCUCAUUAUAGACAACAUGUUUUUACUCGUUAUAUGUGA
Molecule: messenger RNA, 249 nt
Organism: Meloidogyne enterolobii
Lineage: Eukaryota; Metazoa; Nematoda; Chromadorea; Rhabditida; Meloidogynidae
Source: the annotation of a GenBank genome assembly